AUGACUUUUAAACGGAAAAAGACUAAACCAUCAGACGACAGAGGAGUGCAAGACAUGUAUAUGGACGAGUCGGAAAGAGACGUGGAUUGUAAUUCUACAGUUUUCUCAGUUUCUCGCAGAAAUCAAAGAUUAGAUACUCCAACCGAUAUAGUAGCAAGUGUUCUUAAAGAAGCUGCAUGUAUCACUGAAGCUAUAGGUUAUUUCGCUCCUUAUGUUGAUCUCAUAAGUAAAGUAUUUAAAAUAGGUGAUGAGAUUAUAUGUUUCUAUCAAAAAGCUGAACAUCAUAAAGACAUAUGCAGUUAUUUAACCAUAAGAACGAAUGCAGCUGUGGCAUCCGUGAGGGAUCUACAAAUCCGAAAAACAGAAAACGAAGAAUUUUUUUCAAAUGCACAUAAUCUAAAAUUAUUUGAAAAAUUUACGAACUGUAUGUUUAAUAUUAAAGUUUAUGUUUCCGAAGUUUCUCAACUUGGAGGAUUAAGAAAAUAUAUGUUAACGAAUACUAUUGAAGAAAGGUAUAAAGAAUUGAGCACAGAAUUUGAUGGUUUAAUGCAAUCAUUGAACUUUGCAAUAAUUAUAAAAAACAAAGUAGAUGUAGCUAAAGAACUGGAAAUAAUUUCUCGAGACGUUUCGCAAGUUAAAGAGUACCUUCAAAAAAUUGCUGGUGGUAUUACUGACGAAGAUGACAAUAUAUCAGAACAAUUAAAUAAAGUAUUGAUGAUGAAAAGAGACAGAGAGCAAAUGAGUCCGAACAAUCGUAGAAAUUUCUCGGAUGAAGAAUUGUUGAACGCAGAUGACUACGUGAAAAAAGAUGAUAAACCAAGUCGAAAGAUUCAAAAGCGGAUUGAUAAGACACAUGAGGAAGUAGCAUUUAAAGAAUUUCAGAUACAAGAUCACAACGUGCAAGUAGAGAUAAGACAGGAAGUAAAAAUUUUAAAGGAAUUAAAAGGUUCAAGUCAUAUUAUAAAGUUUCAUGGAGUUGCCAAGGAUGAAACAAAAUAUUAUUUGGUUACGGAAUGGAUGGAAUACGGAAAUCUGCAAGAAUAUUAUAGAGCUAACCAAUUAACCCCGAAUAGAAAAUUUGAAUUUGCUCUUGAUAUUUGUCGUGGGAUUACUUAUUUAAAUGCUGCAGAGAUUUUACAUCACGACAUACAGCCUGUCAAUAUGUUAAUCGAUAGGAAUCAUAAGAUAAAAAUUGCCAACUUUGGAUUGUCAAGAAAAUUCAAAGAAGUAACAAGAAAUAUUCAACCCAAUUUAGAAAAUGUUAGAUAUAUGGCACCCGAAGAAUUGCAAGAUAAAAAACUUCCAUAUGAUAUUAAAUGCGAAAUCUACAGCAUCGGUAUGGUACUCUGGGAAAUAGCUGAAACGAAGAAACCUUUCGAAUCUAUUAAAAAUGAUUUCCAAAAGAUUAUAGUACGUGUAGUGAAACAUAAAGAAAGAGAAAAGAUCACCGCGGAAGUACCCGAAAUAUGGAAAACUGUUGUAACUUUAGCGUGUCAACAUGAUAAAAUGGAUCGUCCACCGAUUUCCACAAUUUUUUCGCUACUCUACAAUUAUUACGAUGAAAGCCGUGUAAAACGUCCAAGAACUCCACUUCCAUCCAAUGAUAACCCAUUUGUAAAUAAUAAUUGUAAAGAAGAUUAUAUGGAAGUAGAUGGUAUGGAUGUGGAUGGUAUAGAUGAUGCUAUUCGCGAACAUAAACAGGGAGAUAAACAAAAAGCGUGGAAGUAUUUCUGUAAAUAUGCGAAUGAAGGUAAUGUUGAUGCGUUAUACUGGAAAGGAUAUUACCUUUAUCAUGGUGAAAUACCGGAAUUACAAGUAAAUGAUAAAAAAAAUCUUGCCGUGGCAGCAAAUUUAUUUAAAAUGGCUGCUGAUAAAGGUAAACCUGAAGCACAACUCAAGUAUGGAUCAUGUCUUUGGGAUGGAAAAGGUGUUCCCACAGAUAAACUUGAAGCAUUAAAAUAUCAGGAAAAAGCAGCUAUACAAGGUAAUCUCACAGCGAUGUAUAAUGUUGGUAGUGCAUAUUAUAAUGGCAUUGAAUUUAUGGUCGAUAAAGAAAAAGGAAGUAAAUAUUUACAAAAGGCUGCUAACAAAAAACAUGCUAAAGCUAUUGAAAUGUGCGAAAAAAAUAACAUUCAUUAA
Molecule: messenger RNA, 2139 nt
Organism: Diversispora eburnea
Lineage: Eukaryota; Fungi; Glomeromycota; Glomeromycetes; Diversisporales; Diversisporaceae
Source: the annotation of a GenBank genome assembly